This is a messenger RNA of Cinara cedri, 7685 nucleotides long. Lineage: Eukaryota; Metazoa; Arthropoda; Insecta; Hemiptera; Aphididae. The record is from the annotation of a GenBank genome assembly.
UGAAAAUAACCUCAAUUACUGCCAGUCAUGUUAUUCCAUGAAUAUAUUUAAUCAAAAUGGACGUCUCCCCAGUCCCUUGUAUCGGCUGUAUCCCGUUUGUUUUGAUUCUCGUGUAUUUUUUUAGCUAUCCGAUUUGAUAGGUUUUUAUUUUAUUUUAGUUUUAAGGUUUAUUUUAUUUUAGUAAACAUCGUCACUGUGUAUUGUGUACGCGCACAGGUCUCUGAAUCCGACGACUUUCUCAAACCGACGAUCAAUGGCUGCAACUACUUUGCCGUCCGGCGAGCCAGCGUCCGAAGAUACAUCUUUGUAUCCGAUCGCUGUACUCAUUGAUGAAUUGAAAAACGAAGAUGUACAGGUCUGUAGUUUACCAGGCAUAGGAUAUAAAUUACGGAAUGGGUGAUUUAAUAUAUUCGGACUGCCUUCAUAGAAUGAGAAUUUACCUACCAUUUUGUUAUACAGUAUAUUAUAAUGUAGGUAGGUACAUUCAGUAAAAAUAAGUGAUGCUGGGUACAGUUAAGCAGAUUUAUAAUUUUGUUAACCCUAUUAGAAUGGUCCAGACAUUAAAUGUAGAAAAAUAAUGGGAGCCAGUGAAGUAGCAUAGUAAAAUCCACUGAUAAAUAAUAUGACACCACUGACUUGUAUUUAGUAGUAUUUAUGUGCUAUCAAAAUCCUAUUAAUGUAAACCUAUUUAAAACCGUUUCGAAAGAUAUAAAAAUAUUUCCUUCUAAACAGUACUAAUUUUAUUAAUUCAGUAUCAUAUUUUCCCUCCAAUACUUAUUGUAGGUACCAAUAAAUUAUUUUAUUAAUUUUUUUUAAUUAUAUUGUCAAUCAUUAAGUUUUGAAAUUAAAAAUAUGCAAAAAUAACAGUAGUCUAAGUAAUAUUGUUGAUAAUAUAUGGUAGUAUAGAUAAACUAUUUAUUAGAAAUUUUAUUUUUGGACUGUCAUUUUGUAAUAUCCACCCUUAUAUUUAUUAUAUAUUGUAAUAUUAUGUAUAAUAUAAUAAUUUAACAUGGAAAUAAUAAUAAUAAAACAAUAAAUUAUUUUUCCAUAUGCAUUUAUUAUGUUAUUUUUGAAUAAGUUAACUUUGUAAAUUGAAUGUCAAUUUUGUAAUAAAUAGGUAUUAGUCAUAUUUUAAAUUAUUAAAAAAAUUACUUAUGGUUAUCGAGUUUACCUAUUACAACCAUUGUAUUAAGCCAUUAUUUAACUUAUAAUAAUAUUAUUUAUUGUAUUCAUAUUUUAAUUUAUACAGUUACGUUUAAAUUCUAUCAAGAAACUUUCUACAAUUGCUUUGGCUCUUGGUGUUGAGCGCACUAGAGUAGAACUUAUUCCAUUUUUGACUGAAACAAUUUAUGAUGAAGACGAAGUAUUGUUGGCUCUUGCUGAACAAUUGGGAAAUUUCACCAAUUAUGUUGGAGGACCAGAUUUUGCAUACACAUUAUUAGUAAUAUAUUAUAAAACUGUUUCUUUUUCUUGUCAGUUAAAAUAUAUAUCUAUUGAUAAUGUAUUUUGCAGCCUCCAUUGGAAUCAUUGGCUACUGUAGAAGAAACUGUUGUUAGGGAUAAAGCAGUAGAGUCACUACGUCAAAUAGCAGUAUUGCAUUCGCCAGCUGAUCUAGAAAAUCAUUUUGUUAGUCUUGUUAUUAGACUGGCAUCAGGUGAUUGGUUCACUUCACGUACAUCGGCUUGCGGUUUAUUUUCAGUUUGCUAUGCUCGAGUUAAUCCAAUGAUUAAAAGUGAGUAUUUUUAAUAGAAUUGAUAUUUUAAGUAAUAUUUUUUUUUACCUACUUACUUUUAUAAAUUAUUACUAAAUUUUCCAUUUUUAAUAGCCUCAUACAUAUUUAAGAUUUGUAAGGAAAAAAAUUAUACAUUUUAAUUAUAAUAUACAAUUAGUUAUUGUUAGGUCAAACAAUGUUACACAUCUAUUAAUAGUGAUGAUUUUCGUAUUGAGAUUAAACGUUGAUGUUCUCAUCAAAAUGUUUUUGAUUUUUGCUUAAUGUAGCAUGAAUGUUAAAAUAUUUAUUUAUUUUUAUGAAUUACCAAACCUUUAGGUCUGUAUCAUAUUAAUUAAUUAAUUUUUUCUUAUUCACAUUACAAUCUUUUUCAAUUAUUAAGAUUAGAUAUCCAAAAACUAAACACAUGGGUUUUGUUGAAAUAUUUAUCCAAUUUUCCCGAAUGAGUGUUUAAAAAUGUGUAUUGAUUGUACAGUUACAUUAUUUGGAUCUAAACAAUCAAAUUAUUACUGAUAACAGUCUGAUAAGAAAUGCAUAACAUAGCUAAUCGUGUGUAUAGAUAUAUCUUUAUGAGACAUUUUAUAUAGUGAUAGAGACUAUUUCAAAAUCUUGAUUCUGUUAAGGUUAUUGUGCACUUACAAAAAUUAAUGACGAACCAAUCUUUAUUUAUAAAUUAUGUUCAAUUAUAGUUUUCAUACAAAAUAAUUACUUAGAUGAAAUAACAUAUGUAAAAAAAAUAAAUUAUGUAAUCAUCUAUGUGUUCUUUUUAAGAUGAACGAACACAUGAAGGCUUUGUUUGACACUGGAUGAACUAAUACUAUUUUAAUUAAAUGUAAAUUUUAUUUCUAUAGCUGAAUUACGCAAUUACUUUCGUAAUUUGUGUCAAGAUGAUACUCCUAUGGUACGAAGAGCUGCUGCUGGCAAAUUGGGUGAAUUUGCAAAAGUUGUUGAAUUGGAUUCUCUAAAAAAUGAUCUUAUACCUAUGUUUUCAUCACUUGCUCAAGACGAACAGGUACUUAUAUUAAUAAAUUAAUACUAUUUAUAUUUCUUAGAAUUAUCCUUAUCAAACUGUUUUACUAUUUAUUUUUAUAAUAGGAUUCAGUUCGUCUUUUGGCCAUAGAAGCUUGUGUUAGUAUAGCGACACUACUUACACAUGAAGAUGUCAAUGAUUUAGUUAUGCCAACUUUGCGUUUGUGUACAUCAGAUAGUUCUUGGAGAGUGAGAUAUAUGGUUGCUGACAAAUUUACUGAGGUAUUUACUUGAGUGGUACUAGUAAUGAGUUUUUUAAUUACUGGAAUAUAAAUACUUAGUUUUGGGAAUGGGAUUUUUUGGCCAUAGUCUUUUUCAGUGAUAUUUUUUUGAGGAAAAAGAAAAAAUACUUACUAAAAAUUUACUUUUGUUUAUUGUUUUAUAAUAAAAUAGAAGUUUAUUUACUUAAACUUAGUUAUGCAGUUUCCAGUAAUGUAUUAAAAUAUGUUUAUACAGUGAAACCUGUAUAUAAAGGACAGUUACAGGACCGUAAAAAAUCUGUAGACAGGUAUGAGAGGUAGCAUUGCAAAGAAAAAAAUUAAAACUAACUGAGAAAAAUGUACAAUACUAAAAUAGCGAAACACUAGGGAAUAAGCACUAAAUAGUUUACGUUUUUUAUAUGUGUUUCUGUUUAUUUCUGUUCUUGCAAUUAACUUUAGUCUUAUUGUUGAACAUAAAAUCUGUUAUAAUCUGUAUUUGAAAUAGAUCAGCGACACUGUUGCGUGGUAUGUAUGUACAUGUUUGCAAUUUAUUUGACUUUAAACUAAGAUAGUUGGCCAUUAUUAAGAUAUUUGGGGAAAAUAUUGCUGUUCGUAUCCGCGAUAAAAAGAGCCUGUUAGACAGGUUGAAAUGUAUUAGAAUGCUUAUUGUCCUCAUGUUAAACCAAAAUAUCAUAUAUUUAUUAACAUGUUUUGUUUAUGGGUAUUUUUGACUUUAUAGACCAUGGGGAAUUACUCUAUUUUGUACUAAAUUAGUUAAUAUAAAAAUAAUAGUUAUUACUAUAUAUAGGUUUUGAUCAUGUAGGUUACUGCUUUUGUUGUCAAAAAAUCUUAGUCCCUUAUUUGUAUAUUAGGUUGUUAACACUAGCAGAUCUUAAUAAUCACUCUUAAAGUUGUCAUUUAAAUUUGUUUUAUUGAGUUCUUGUUUGUAGUAUAUACAGUUAUAAUUUAUAGUUGCAAAAAGCUGUUGGACCUGAAAUAACUCGUAUUGAUUUGGUACCGACUUUCCAAUCAUUGUUGCGUGAUACUGAAGCUGAAGUGAGAGCGGCAGCUGCUAAUAAAGUUUGCGACUUUUGUCGUAACUUAUGUCCUCCUGUUGCUUCUGGUACUUUAGCUAGUGAUCCAAAUGCUGCACAAAAUGCAGAUUCCAUUAUUAUGACAUCUAUUCUUCCGGUUGUAAAAGCAUUAGUUGCAGAUACUAAUCAACAUGUCAAAUCAGCUUUAGCUUCUGUAAUUAUGGGAUUAUCUCCUAUUCUUGGAAAGCAAAGGUAAUUAUUUAUCAUAAUAUAAAUACUUAUGUUUUGAUCUAUAGAAAAAGACAUUAAUUAUUUUAGAACUCUUGACCAUCUGUUACCAUUAUUUUUGACUCAAUUAAAAGAUGAAUGUCCUGAGGUGCGUUUAAACAUAAUAUCAAAUUUGGACUGUGUUAAUGAAGUUAUCGGAAUCCAACGGGUAUGAUAUUUAUUUUAAAUUUUUAUUCAUUUAAUAAUGAAUACAUACAAUGUUACAUAAUAUUACAUACAAAUAAUAUGAUUUAUUUAUUUUACCGUUUAUUGGUAUAUGUUUAAUUUUAUAGCUCUCUGAAACACUUUUACCUGCUAUUGUUGAACUUGCUGAAGAUCCUAAAUGGCGAGUUCGUUUAGCUAUAAUUGAAUAUAUGCCAUUAUUAGCAAGUCAACUAGGUGUACAAUUCUUUGAUGAUAAACUCAAUAGUUUGUGUAUGACAUGGCUUAUUGAUCAUGGUAAAUUUUGAUUUUUACAUUAAAACAAUUAUGUAUUUACUACUUUAAUUUGUUAUAGUAUAUUUUAUUGAUCUAUUUAAUUUAUUACCUUUUCUUUAGUUGUUAUUUUUUAUCCAAAUUAAGAAAAUUAGUUGGUGGUUUUUUAAUUUUUUUGUCAUCAAAACUGCAAUUCUUUUACUAUAAAUUAGUAUUAUUUGAAUAUUAUAAAUUAGUUAAAAUACUAACAUUAAAAAGAAUGAAAAAUGGUAGGGAUAUUGAUUAUUUUUUCAUUACAUAUUGUACUUUAAAAGUAAAACUUUAGCCUUGUUGUAGAGCCAAAGAUAAAAUUUGUAGAAACAAAGACACUAUAAAUGCUAUUUAUACAUUUUAAAUACAGAUUGAUAAUAUUUGUACUAAGUGAUGGGGGAUAAUUUAGAGAUCCAGGUAAACAAUUUUUACCAAAAUAAUAAAAAUAAUUAUAAUUGUUUUUGAGAACUAGAGGUGAUCUUUGGUAAAUUAACAUGUAGUUAAUGAAAAUUAACAAUUCUAUUGGUUUGCACAUUUAUAUUCUUAUACUUACUGUUGAUAUUAAUAAUGUUAUCUUCUCUAGUUAAUUUAAUUUAAUUUUUUUUUGUUUCGAUGGAAACUGAAAAUUACAAUGUAAUAUUACGACCUCCCAAUUUUCCAUAGCUAUAUAAUUUUGCUUCUGUGGAUUUUUCUCCACCUUGUGCACUAGAUUGACUUUAUAAUUAAGAAAGUGGUCAACUCAUUAAACCUUUGUCAUAUUUAAUUUAAUGUACAAACAUAUCAAGCAUUAAUAUCAAAUAUUAUUAUUCAAUUCCUAAAACUUAAACAAAAAAAAUAUAAAUGUCUGUUUAUUAUAUGUAAACAAUUUAAUUUUGUGCUAAAAACCAUACCACUUUGAUUGUUAACUUUUCAAAAUAUAAAACAGUAUACUUGAUGAUCACUCUUAUGAAUCUAGUCUCUUGUACCUAAAAUUUAUUAUCAAUUAGAUAAAUAAAAUACAUUUUGACUUUAAAACUAUCAAUUCAUAAAAUUAUGUAUCAAUCAAUUAUGAGUUAGCUAAAAAAAAAAAAAGUACUAUAAUAAUUAAAAUUAUAAUUUAAAAUUUAAAAAAAGUAGUAAAAGUACCCAGUGCUCAGUUUUAGAAGCCAAGUUGUAUGGGAAAAUUGGUUCUUACUGUUGAUAAAUUUAAGCUAAAUAAUUCACGAUUUACAAUUUUACUACAGAGUUACUCACUGGUUUAAAUAUGCUCACACAUAUUCUAAAUGCAUCAUUAGGUUUGAACUGGUAAAGAAGUUUUAUUAAUAUUAUAUAAAAAUUGUCUUGGUAAUAUUUCAUUGUAUAUUUUUAAUAUAAAAUAAAUCCAAUACAAUGAUCGACUUUCCAUGACGUGCAAAAUGCUUAUCGCAGCAAAUUUACUGUAGUUGAGCUCCUAAAAUGUUUUUUAAACUAUGUAAAACUAAUAUGUAUUUUUUCUUAGUGUAUGCCAUAAGAGAGGCAGCCACAUUAAAUUUGAAGAAGCUAGUGGAGAAAUUUGGGGCAGAAUGGGCACAAAUAUCUGUUAUACCAAAAGUCAUUCUGAUGGCUAGAGAUCCAAAUUAUUUACACCGAAUGACGUUCUUAUUUUGCAUUAAUGUAAAUACAAUAAAAUUAAUGUUUGUAUUUAGAUUGGUUGAAAAUUGUUUAAAUUUUUGUAUUAAUUUGCAGGAACUUGCUGAUGUAUGUGGUCCAGAAAUUACUGCAAAAACAAUGUUACCAACUGUUUUAUCAAUGGCAAGUGAUAGUGUCGCUAAUGUUCGUUUUAAUGUAGCAAAAACCCUCCAAAAAAUAGGACCAAUUGUUGCACAAUCGUAUGUAUAUUUAUUUAAAUUCAUUAGUAACUAAAAUUAAAUAAUUUUAUCUUAAAUUAUAAUAAUUUAUUAAUAUUCAUUGGUUUAUAGUGCUGCAGUAAAAUCUCAAAUAAAACCAGUGUUGGAUAAAUUAAAUACAGAUACAGAUGUGGAUGUUAAGUACUUUGCUGCUGAAGCUAUGUCAAUAAUUGCAUGCAACUAAUAUGAUUUUUAUUGUUUAUGUGUAUUGCCCUAAUCAACGCCCAAAUUAAUUAUUAUAACAUUGUUACAGCUUUUGCAUUUUACCCUUCCACUGGUUAUAUGAUUUUUUUUUUUUUAACAGUAAUAUAAAUAUUGUAAUAAUUAUAAUUUCCGUAGAUUAUUUAUUUAAAAAUAAACAGUAUAAUAAAUAGAUACAUUUAAGUCCAAUAAUUAUUAUUGAGUACGUAGAUUAUACUAUAAUAUUAUAAAUACUAAAUAUUUAAUAUUAUAUUUUAUUUACAUUACAAUUUUACAUAAUGGCUAUGAUUGAGAUUUUUGGUGGAUCUUACAGUUUUGACAAAUUAAAAAUAGUUUAAAAGUACCAUUUUUACAUUUUAAUCACUGUAUUUAAAUUAUAUUAAUAUUGUAUUUUCAAGUACUAAUUAGUAAUUAUAUGUUAUUUUUCUUUUGCAUAGUAAUACUGUAUUAAGUUGGUUGUAUAAAAGAAUAAGUUGUGUCAAAAACUGGUUUUAAUCAAAUGAUAUUGUAAACGUUCACGAUUAUUGGUAUGGCUGGAAGUGAAUAAUUGAUGUAAUAUGUAUAUGAAUAUUAUACUAUUUAUUAUUAUCCUAUAUAUAAGUUUAAAAUAUGUAAAGGCUAUUUCUUAUCGAUAUUCUAGAUGGUAUACAAAUUUAGUAAUGUUGUAUUAAAAUAUAUUCUUUUAUUCAUCUUUAAAAAUAAAAAGUUGAAAUAUAUUUAAUUUAAUAGGGUCUUUGAAAAUGACAAUAAUAUAAUCUAAAAUAUAGGUAGGUACUAGUCUAAAUUGCUGUUCACUGACAAACAUUUUCUAUACAUCUGUGUUAAAUGUUUGUUUUAAUUAAUAUCUUAGAAUUAUAUCCAAGUAAUUAUUACAACUAAUUAAAACUGUAUAAUA